Magnolia sinica is the source of this 2908-nucleotide messenger RNA. RefSeq names its product putative UDP-glucuronate:xylan alpha-glucuronosyltransferase 3. The transcript has 4 exons. Bases 475 to 2409 code for a protein of 644 amino acids. The record is from RefSeq and is a predicted model, not a curated record. NCBI's taxonomy places the organism in Eukaryota, Viridiplantae, Streptophyta, Magnoliopsida, Magnoliales, Magnoliaceae. Gene Ontology annotation, biological process: xylan biosynthetic process. Gene Ontology annotation, molecular function: glycosyltransferase activity.
GUAGUAGUGUCAAAAUGUAUCAUUUCCAUCAGUUUGUAUGUUGAUAGAUUCCACUACAGACACAUGGUGGCAUUCCUCCCCAUAUAUUUUUUUAUGGAAUUCAAUAUCAUACCAAGGUCUCUGUGUUGUUAUGGCGGUGUAACGUGAUGAAUUCGCGCAGAAAUUGAUGUGUUCUAAUCUAAUAAUACUCCGAACCUUGAUUUGAAUCUUUAUUAUUAUUAUUAAGGUUUCCUUGAUUCGCUUUUCUUAUUUUUUGGUGGAGUAUCUCCAGAUUCCAUCUGGCAAAGAAUGAUCAGAAUCUGCGAUAUGGGUUUUCAUUCUUUCCCAGAUUCUCUUCUUUGGUAUUGUGAUUAUUGAAUCUUUCUUGGGUAUGUUUGGCUGUUUCUGUUUUUUAUUUAAUUCUGUUUCAUUUGGGUUUGAUUUUGUAUUGAUCCUAGAUCAGAUGUUAUCUUCCACUACUUCAACUGGAUCAAGAUGAGAGGAGCCGGUGGUGCAUUGCCAACUGUUGAGGCCAGGCAUCGGUCGGCUGGACCGCCUGAUGAUAUGAACAAAAGAUCUCAAAGAAGUAAUGAUUUCAAAGACACUGACAAGACCAUCUACACUUCCAUCCAAGAUAGGAGCUCAAGUUGCAAACUUCGUUCUUUGAAGCUUGUCCUAGUUGUUAUUGUAUGUGGCACUUUCAUGACACUCCUCCACUCUCCAGGAGUGUAUGACAAUGAGCAUUUCUCACCUACUGGUUCGCGGUUAAGAUCCAUUGGAAUCGGGUGGACUUUUGCAGAUUCACGUUAUGCAUCACAUCUAGAAGUCAGCUGGGAUAGAAUUUCCAAAAUCGUUGAACAACUGGCGGGGAGCAAGAGUGGAGAGCUGCAAAUCGGCCUGUUAAAUUUCAACGAUGGUGAGAUCAACCAGUGGAAGCAGUCGAUGCCAGGUGCAAACUCCAUCGCUUUACAUUUAGAGCAUGCCCAGAAGAAUAUUACCUGGGAGGCUCUGUAUCCCGAAUGGAUUGAUGAGGAAGAAGAAGAGGAAGUCCCAGUUUGUCCAUCUCUACCUGAGCCUGAUGUCCCAGAGAAGUCGCAACUUGAUCUAAUCGCCGUCAAGCUUCCAUGCCGCAAGUUGGGAAACUGGUCAAGAGACGUGGCCCGGCUGCACCUUCAGCUCGCGGCUGCAAAGCUCGCAACUUCUGUAAAGGGCCAAGUGGUACAUGUGCUUAUUGUUACUGAUUGUUUCCCUAUCCCAAACCUCUUCACAUGCAAGGAACUCGUUCUUCGUGAAGGAAAUACCUGGCUGUAUAAGCCCAACUUAAGAGUGAUGCAGCAAAAGCUCUGGCUUCCCGUCGGGUCAUGCGAACUUGCCAUCCCACACAAGGCCAAAGAUCGGUCUUACGUGGGAAGUGUGCAUCGAGAAGCAUAUGCAACAAUACUACAUUCUGCAGACAUGUAUGUCUGUGGUGCGAUCGCUGCAGGUCAGAGCAUCCGCUUGGUGGGCUCCAAACGUGAUCUUGUCAUACUCGUUGAUGAAACCAUCAGUGAGUACCACCGUGGAGGCCUCGAGGCAGCUGGGUGGAAGAUCCGGACGAUCCAGAGGAUCCGAAACCCGAAGGCUGAGCGGGACGCCUACAAUGAGUGGAACUACAGCAAGUUCCGACUCUGGCAGCUGACGGACUAUGACAAGAUCAUCUUCAUCGAUGCAGACCUCCUCAUCUUGAGGAACAUUGACUUCCUAUUCGGGAUGCCAGAAAUAUCGGCCACCGGAAACAAUGCGACACUCUUCAACUCAGGUGUGAUGGUGAUCGAGCCAUCAAACUGUACAUUCCAGCUCCUGAUGGAGCACAUCAAUGAGAUAGAAUCCUACAAUGGCGGUGAUCAGGGGUACUUGAACGAGAUCUUCACAUGGUGGCGCCGCAUACCAAGACACAUGAACUUUUUGAAACAUUUCUGGAUAGGCGAUGAGGAGGAGAAGAAACAACAGAAGACCCGUUUGUUCGGAGCCAACCCGCCCGUUCUUUACGUUCUACACUAUCUGGGCAACAAGCCAUGGAUGUGUUACCGUGACUAUGAUUGCAAUUGGAAUGUGGAUUUCUUACAAGAGUUUGCGAGCGAUGUUGCCCAUGAGAAAUGGUGGAAAGUGCAUGAUACAAUGCCAUAUGGUCUGCAGAAGUUCUGUCUACUUGAGUCAAGGCAGAAGGCAGGACUUGAGUGGGACCGGAGGCAGGCUGAGAAAGCGAACUACACUGAUGGACAUUGGAGGAGGGAAAUCAAGGACGGACGCCUCAUAACCUGUAUUGAUGAGUACUGUCUUUGGGAGAGCAUGUUAUCACAUUGGGGAGAAACGAAUUGGACCGACGACGGGGUUACUGCAGUUCCUCGGACUCCUUCCAAGGUUCUUAAAGUUUCUCUUUCCGGCCUGUAGUUUGUAGUCUCUCUUUUCGUAGGAUCCUGAGUUUGUUAGGGGAUGCUAAUUCCUGAAGCUUAUCUUCAGGUGCCAAACAUAAGUGCUCCAUGCAUGCCAACAUGGCCCAUUUGUGCAGAAUUUCAUAGGGUCGUCCCGCAGUGAAUGUUUCUCGGCCCAAAAACCAGGUCAGUCCACUUACCAAGUGGGCCAUGCAUGUAUGAAGAAAUGGGAAGUGGGGAAAAUGACAACCAACUCACCUGAUGAGUGGCCUACUAUUAGGACAGGAUCCAUGCACUGAGAAGACCAUCUGAUGAACAUACUGGAUGUGGCACACAUGUACCAUGUAGGCAGGUAGGGCAAUUGUGUUCGGCACUCAAAAAUGGGGGAAAUGAAUUAUCAUUCCUCUGAGUUCGGUAUAAUUGGAGUUUAGACCUAUAUAGACGGAUACUACGAAAUGGGUGUUGUAUCUGUAGAGGCCAUGUUCAUGGUACAUACCUGCUGUUUCUGGUUCUGGGUA